UACCCGAAGACAAACCACUCGUGUGAUACAUAGCUAAUGAUUACACGUAAUAGUUGUGCAUGUAGUUUUGGUGUCAUUUUUCAAGCACAGACAUACAAAUUUUCGCGUAUAUUAUAAUAUUCCGAUUUUCCAUAAGAGUCAAAUCAAGCCUUUUUAGAAAACAGUACUGCAAAACAGAUACCAAUACCGCUUUCGUGACGUCACGUGGUUUUGGCUCCCUUCCUCUCCUGUGUAGGUCAACGUGUGGUUGGGUUGUGGUGUAUGACGGGUUUUUGCUUUAAAUUGCACGUUUUUACGAAUACAGUUUGUUAAUUCCUAUGUAAAAAGAAGAUUACUAAUCUUCGAAAAUGGCACGAUACGUGCAAAGACCUGAGAACGCUCUUAAACGAGCUAAUGAAUUUAUUGAAGUGGGAAAGCCAGCAAGGGCGCUAGAUACUUUAUAUGAAGUUUUUCGCAAUAAAAAAUGGGCAUACAAUUGGAGCGAGAGUGUCCUGGAACCAAUCAUGUUCAAAUAUUUGGACCUGUGUGUCGAGCUGAAGAAAUCGCACAUUGCAAAGGAAGGGUUAUUCCAGUACCGAAACAUGUUCCAGUCGGUAAAUGUUUCUUCACUAGAGAAUGUGAUUCGCGGAUAUUUGAGAACAGCUGAGGAGAGAACAGAAUCAGCUCGUGAGCAGUCACAACAAGCUGUGGUAGACAUUGAUGAUCUUGAUAUGCUGGCUACACCGGAGAGCAUACUCCUAAGUGCUGUCAGUGGAGAAGAUGCCCAAGAUCGCAGUGACCGGACAAUUCUGACUCCUUGGGUUAAGUUCUUGUGGGAAUCAUACUGUCAGUGUUUGGAACUGCUUCGGACAAAUGCCCAUGUGGAGACAUUGUACCACGAUAUUGCUCGCAUGGCUUUCUCAUUUUGUUUGAAAUACAAUCGUAAGACUGAGUUUCGAAAGCUUUGUGAUAAGCUUCGCAAGCACUUAGAAGAUAUCAGCAAGCUCCCUCCACAGACUGCAAAUGUCAGUAUUCAGAAACCGGAGACCCAGCAGCUCAACCUUGAUACCCGCCUUGUGCAGCUUGAUUCAGCAAUACAAAUGGAACUCUGGCAAGAGGCUUAUAAAGCUAUUGAGGAUAUUCACGGCCUGAUGAAUUUAUCGAAGAAGCCUCCUGUACCGAAGACAAUGGCAAAUUAUUAUCAGAAACUUGCCAUGGUUUUCUGGAAAGCUGGAAAUCAUCUCUUUCAUGCUGCUGCUCAUUUUAAGCUCUUCCAACUGUCCAAGGAAAUGAAGAAAAACAUAACACCAGAGGAUCUUCAGAGAAUGGCAUGUCGCUUGCUUCUGGCAACACUUGCAAUUCCGUUGCCAUCAGCUCAUCCUGAGUUUGACCGCUUUAUUGAAACGGAUAAGAGUCCAUUGGAAAAGGCACAACGCCUGGCAAUUCUUCUUGGAUUGCCACAGCCUCCUACCCGCCAGUCACUACUCAGGGAUAUAGUUCGAUUCAACGUGGUUGGGCUGGCAUCACCACAAUUGCAAGAGCUUUACAUGUACCUAGAGGUGGAGUUUCAUCCGCUCCAAUUAUGUGCUCGUGUGGAAGCCCUUGUAAAAGAAUUGCAAGCAGAUGAAAGUUCUCCACUAUUCCAGUAUAUUUCUGCACUGCAAGAUGUAACUCUCGUACGACUUGUGCGGCAAAUAGCACAAGUUUACCAGACGAUAGAGUUCUCUCGUCUUCUUGAACUUGCACGUUUUGCGUCACCAUUUCACCUUGAGAGGCUACUGGUUGACUGUGUUCGUCACAAUGACAUGCAGAUACGCAUUGAUCAUGCAAAACAGUGUGUACAUUUUGGUAUGGAUCUUUCGGAAUCACAGCGUGAAGAUAUUCCUGAAGGUCCAACAUUACAAAAUAUGCCCAGUGAGCAAGUGAGAAAUCAGUUGGUUAAUAUGGCAACUGUUUUACAUCGUGCAAUGAACACAAUAAACCCACAUCACAAGAAGAUGGAGCGUGAGAAAGUACGCCAAGCAUUAGUGCAACAUUAUGAGGAAACAAGAGUGAGGGAACAUCAGCGCAUCCUUGCUCGCCACAAGAUCAUUGAAGACAGAAAAGAGUACCUGGAGCGUCUUAACAGUGCUCGUGAAGAGGAAGAAAUGCGACGGCAGGAAGAGGCAGCACGAGCUGCAGCUUUAGCUGAACAGCGUCGUCUGGAGCAGGAGCGUGAAGAGCGUGAACGCCGAAGGCAGCAGUCUGAAAUACAACAGAUACGUGACCGUAACCUCAAAGAGAAGAUGCAGCAAAUAUCCCAGACUUCGCAUGGCCAGAAAAUACUCAAGAAGCUUGAUGAAGAUGAUAUAAAGAAACUUGAUGCAGAGCAAAUAGCUGCACGGGAAGCAGAAGAAUUGAUGAAAGAACGUAGAGAGAUGCAGCAAAAAUUGAAGUCGCAGGAGAAGAAAGUCGACUAUUUUGAAAGAGCUAAACGAAUUGAGGAAAUACCACUGUUUGAGAAAGCAUUCAAGGAAAAGCAGAUCCAAGACCGUAAGACAUGGGAAGAACAAGAACAGGAACGUAUCAACCAGCUGAUUGCAGAACGUGAAAUAGCUGUACAGCAUCGUGAGCGUCUCAAGAGAAUGCAUGCAGACCGUGAUGCAUUCCUUGAAAAACUAAAAGCAGAACGUCGCACUGUAUAUCUUGAAAAAUAUAAGGAAUUUGAGAAAAAGCUAGAUGAAGAGCGUAAGAAACGUCUAGAGGAGCGCAAAGCAAAACGACGUGAAGACAGACGGCUGAAAUGGGAGCGUGAACGUGAAGAAGAAGAAAGACGCAAGAAAGAAGAAGAGCAACGGCAGCGUGAAGAAGAAGAGAGAAGACGUAAGGAAGAGGAGGAGGAAAAACGCAGACAAAAGCUUGCAGAAGAGGAGGAAGCCAGGAGGAAAAAGCUUGAAGCUGAAAGACGUGAAGCGGAACAACAAGCGGACUGGCGGGCCCGUGAAAGAGAGAGGGAAAGGGAAAGGGAAGCUGAACGUUCAACAUGGCGUCGACCUGUUAGUUCUACUCCAAUUAAUGAUGUCAGUGAUGGCCCACCUAGGAGGGAUAUGCCUACUGAUUGGCGUAAAGGUGGCAGUAGUGGGACGCCUUUAGCUGCAGCAUCAACUCCAUCAAAACCAGAAGUCUGGAGGUCUUCACGACUGCGAGGAGAAAUGGAAGGAAGCAGCUGGCGACGUGCAGAGCCUGUUGAAAAUAGAGAUGGACCAGACCGCUUUGGCAGCAGGGAUGGAGAGCGCUUCGGUGACCGUUUCGGGGACCGAAGUCGUGAUGGGGAACGUUUCGGAGAUCGUGGACGAGACACCGAUGACCGCUUUGAUCGAAGUCGUGAUGAACGUUUUGGAGAACGUGGAAGGGAUAGUGAUCGUUUUGGAGACCGCAGCCGUGACAGUGAAAGAUUUCCUGAUCGUGGGCGUAGUAGAGAUGAAAUAUUUGGUGAUCGUGGGCGUGAAAGUGAUCGCUUUCCUGACAGAGAUCGUGAUGGAUUUGGUGGUAGUGCACGUGACAAAUUUGGUGGUGAUAGAGAUCGCUUCAGUAGUGAUAGAGAUAGAUUUGGAGAAAGAGGAUCAGCACUUGAUCGAUCACGUGAUAGACCGCUGGAAAGAACACCAAUGGCUACUGGAAGCUGGAGGGCAGCUCAGCGACCUGUUGAACCGGAGGCCAAUGAUGAUGAUCGUCGCUCGGCAGCAAGGCGACCUCUUCCUCUGUCUGCUGGCCCUCGGAAAGAUACAAUGCCAAUGAGUGACUGGCGGUCGGGUGGUAGCAAGGACAAUGACCUGAGGAGUGGGCCAACUUCUGCCACGCCAGAUGGCCGUCGUGCGCCAGCUGGUCCUGAUAGAAGAGGUGAUCCACUACGUGAAAACAGACCCCGUCCUGGUGAACAACAGCCUCCACCCAUUGGAGUUGAAGAUGGAGAUGAUGGAAAUUGGCAAAAGGUUGGACGCCGUUAAUAUUAGUGAUCAUAGCUCUCCAGUGCCACGUCGAACUACAGAGGACGGUUCUCUCCAAGACGUGUUCUUAAAUGUUAUUGUGCAUGAUUGAAUGUAAACUUGUUUGAUCAUGUAAGAUUCCUGCAAGUUGUCUUAACUAAAGCAGCUUUCAGGUUUGAAGGCAAAACACAGUAGCACUUCCAGAGUUCAGAAGGGUGUUUAGUAUAAUUAUUUUUAACAGUAUAUUAUAACAACUUGAUAUUUCUAUUGGAUAUGGUAAUUGUAUCUGAUAAAAUGAUACACAUCUAAUAAAGUGUGCGAUAACUGUUAGCUCUGUUGGUGUCAGAAAGGAAGGUUAACUAAAAGGUUGCCUUUAUUUCUCUCUGUAUGUAUCCCUCUUUCUAAUUAAGAACAGUUUUUUUGCUUGUCCUUAAAGCUGAUUGUCAGCUUAUUUUUCUUUGUGGUGUAUUAUUUACACUGUUUUAUAUGUAACUUUUUCAUUACUUUAUUUCAGUAGUUUGUAAUCCUGCACAUAUUUUGUUUGCAAAUUGCACUUAAUUCAACCAGACCGCUCUGCACCAUGAAAUAAUAAAUAAAAUUAUUGUCUGAGUUUGUCCAACGUAGGCGUGUGUUUUUCACAAUGCUCAGAUAUAAGUAAUUCAAGACUGUUUCUUCAUUAGGUGUUCAUACUCAUUUUGUCUCAUUUAUUUAUCAUUGUUGCUUCCCUUAAAGCAAAAGUGGAUAGGCCUAAAGUACCAAUUAGCUUUCAUAAAGAUUUGUUCUGUUUUAUGGUCUGGUACAAUGUGUUUUUAUAACUGUAUCAGUUGGUAUGCAAUGAUUAACAAUCAUGUUCAUUAUAUUACUUGUAAUUAAGCAAUUUUCUGUAUUUACUGUAUGUGGCUGAAUUAAUUUUGUGGGAGUCUCUUUCCUCCUGGCUUCGUUGUAUAUUUUUCAGAUUCUGAUGUUCAGUCAAUAUUGUGAAGCAAAUUGUUCCGCUCUUGAAAUAAAUGUCAAGGUUCGGAAAUGCACAGUCAAAAUUA
Messenger RNA from Schistocerca cancellata (South American locust), 4984 nucleotides. It is a transcript of the gene eIF3a, whose product is annotated as eukaryotic translation initiation factor 3 subunit A. The transcript is spliced from 18 exons. Gene Ontology annotation, molecular function: translation initiation factor activity; mRNA binding. The record is from RefSeq and is a predicted model, not a curated record. Gene Ontology annotation, biological process: translation reinitiation; formation of cytoplasmic translation initiation complex. Gene Ontology annotation, cellular component: eukaryotic translation initiation factor 3 complex, eIF3e; multi-eIF complex; eukaryotic translation initiation factor 3 complex, eIF3m. The coding region runs from base 348 to 3965 and encodes 1205 amino acids. Lineage: Eukaryota; Metazoa; Arthropoda; Insecta; Orthoptera; Acrididae.